Molecule: messenger RNA, 2224 nt
Organism: Ceutorhynchus assimilis (cabbage seed weevil)
Lineage: Eukaryota; Metazoa; Arthropoda; Insecta; Coleoptera; Curculionidae
Source: the annotation of a GenBank genome assembly
CUAAAUCUAGUACAAUUUUUAAUUUAGUACAAUUAAUUUCCAGCUCAACAACGGCAUCCCGAUCGAAAGCUGGUUCGUGGACCGUACCGAUUCGGAACUCAUGAAACUGUUGCCGUUCUUGGAAGAUCUCGUACAAUUGAAAGAAGACGUCAGGCCUCAUAUCAGAAACAAGUUUAAACUUUUCAGUUAUUUGCCCCCUGACUAAGAAAGAAAAAGUACCAUUUAGCGCCAUCUGUUGGUAGCUUUAAAAGCAACAAAAGUGCAAUAUGUGAUGGUGGCUCGGUACUUUUUUUUUUUGAAUUUUUAUUGUAUAAAACGUUGGUCAGUAUUUUAUACUAAAUAGGAUUUUAAGCUUAAAUUUUAGUAAAAUUGAUAAUUGUACUAGUUUUAGUACAAUUAUACAUAAUUGUACUAAUUUUAGUACAAUUAGUAUUAUUCGACUCUCGAAUAUCGUAGAAGUUUUUAGGUUUAGACGAGACGGCAAUAGCACAAAAAAAUUAUUUUAUGAAUGUUACGGUGUUUUAUAUUUAUAUUUUAUCUGUCAAAAAAAAAAUUGACAUUAUUUGACAUUUAUUAGUUAAGAAGGGGUGAGCGGAAUUGUUUUGUUGAGGUUGGUACAAUUAACAAUAAUUGUAAGUAAGAAUUUAAAUUGACUUAUUUUCUGUACAAAUGUACUAAAUUUCGUGUGGUAGAUGAUUGUACUAAAAGCAAUCGUGAAUAAUUUUGUACAAGAUUUAGUACAUAUUGUAAUUUGAUGAAUUACAUGCAUUAAAUAAUGAAAUUUCCUAAUUUUUAUUACAAUCACAAUUGUACUAUUUUUCGUACAAUAUAAUAAUUUAGUACAAUAUAAUAAUUGUACUAAAUUUGGUACAAUUCAAAUUUCACCGAUUUAGACAUAAUGGCUGCCAUUCCCACCCCUUGUUUAGUGUUUUAUUACUUGAAUAAUUGUGAUUCAUUAGAAUUAGAAAACGAUUUUGAUUUGUAUUUUUUUUUGCUCAUUAAAAAUGAACAAUUUAAGGACGAUUGUUUUGUAUAACCCCAAACGCCCCCUAGUGGAAUUUCGGGGUACUAAAAUGACAUUCGAUCAUCUGUCAAAUGUCACCUAUAGCCUAUAGCUGUCAGGUAACAAGAAAAAAGUAAAUAAACUCUCUCUCUAAAAAUUUCGAAUCACGAGGUAGAACCUUUGGAGUGAGUUCUAAUUACUCUACUCUGUAUAUUUACUCUAAAAAAAAAUAAUUGAAAAGUUAAAAUGAAUACGGAGUACUCUAGAGUGCCCAAUUCGUUCAAAAUUGUACUUUUUUUGACUAUUUUAUACACCACUGGUUAAAAGUAAGAUUAUGUCAUUAUUAAAAUAAUCUUUGGAGUGAGUUUAAUUACUCUACUCUGUUGCCGUGUUCGGAAUUGUCAUCUUUUUCAUCAAUUUGCUCCAAAAUUUUGACAGGCACGUGACAAUUUCAAUUCACAAAUCACUUGUUUGUCCAAAUUUCAGAGCAAAUCGACGAAAAAGAUGACAAAAACGAACACAUCUUAUAGUAGUUUUUACUCCACUAAUUUAUAUUCGAAUCCGGAGUAAACGAACUAAAAAUAUUUGCGUUCGGGGAAAAUUUCACCGUUAGGUACUUAUCUUAUUGAAAUUUGCUUUCUCAGAGGUGAAACUUUUGGAGUGAGUUGUCCUCUAUUUACACUGAAAAGCCACUUCCGAACAGUUGGAGUAGUUACUUUAUUGGUUCGGGGGUAUCAUUAUAGAGUAAAAUAAUGGCGUUCGGCGUAAGCAGAGUAGACUCAAGUUUCAUUUCACAAAUUGAUUCCAACUUGGCAACUCUUUUGACACUUUUCACUCUAAAAUCGUUCGGGUUUAGAGCCCGAGUAAGAUUUAUAAACCCGUAUAAACAAACAUGCAGUAAGCUACUCUAUUUACUCUAUAAGACCAUGAUCGAACAAUCGAAAUACUUAAAAUGAAAAAGGCGAAUUCAACUUUAAUUUAAUUUAGUAAAAUUUCAAUUCUAUUGCACCAGAACAUCUGCACUGGAACAAUAAAUAAGGCAGCUUUAACUUUGAAAAUCUCCAUAAAUGAACAAUCGGAGUACUUGGAGCUUGGAGUGAAAAAGACGAACUUAAAUUUAAUUUAAUUCCAUUUCUUUCACUUUGAAAAUCUUUCUUUUUCGAGCUGAAACUUUUGGAGUAAGAUUUAUUUACUCUAAUCUGUGGAAACGAAAAUGCAUUU